CAUCGCCCAGUGAGGGGCUACCCUGCCCUGGGUGCAAGCAGGUGGCUGGGUGAUGCUCACGGGAGUCCUGGCGACGCUGGAGCAGAGCCUCCUGGCUUGGUGCUGGGGGCCAAAGGCGAUGGGGCUUGGAACUGGAGAGGCCGGCCGGGGGCUUUGCCAACAGGAAAGAGCCUCUGGAGCUGCCAAGUUAGAAAACGCAGCUGUUGUGUGGGGGGCUGGAGGCCUUGCCGUGCACUAGACCCCAGCACGGUGAGAGCUCUGGGGAGGAUCCAUGCACGCACGCAGGCCCUGCCGCUGCUCCACAGCUCAGAACAGGCCCAUGGAAAGAGGCUUCUGGGAGCCUGUGGAACCUUCUUCUGGGGAGCGAGAGAAACCGGAUCCCACAGCUGCGGCAGCGAGGACUCUGGCCCCAGAAUAGCCGACUCCGAGGCCGUCCACUGCUUACUGGGCUGGGGGGCCCUGAGCUCACCACCCUGGCCUCCCUCUGAGGAGCAGCUGCAGCCCCUGCACCUCCCACCCCUCUGCCUCGGGCUUGGCAUCGGAGAACCCAGAAUGAUGGACGACGCUUUGAAGCUGCUGCUGCACCGCUUUUACACCCUGCAGGGGGAGCGGGUGGAAGCCUACCGGCUCUUUGAGGAGGGCCAUCGGGCGUAUCUGAGCAGUGGGCCACACUACGACUUCCUCCGCUACCGGCAGCUGGUCCAUGAGAUCACGCUGGCCUUCAGCGGCAUCUCCCGGGAGAUCCUGGAGAUCAAGGAGCAGCUCAAGGAGGAGCACGGGCGGCCGGAGCUCGCCCAGCACCUGUCCAGGGUCCAACAGAAGGAGAAGGAGAAGCUAGAGCUGACGGCCCAGCUGCAGCUCGCCAGGCAGAACGUCCAGGACCAGCCCAGCGUGCCAGCCCACCAGCAGGAGGUGCAGGAGCUCAAAUACAAGCUAAUUAAAACCAUUGAGGCAAUCAGCGAAAUUCUCCAGGACCUCAAGUACGAUUCGGAAGAAGCCGAGUGAUGGGUCUCCCCGUGGGAAUGACUGGAGGAGGUGGGAAGCGCUGGAGGGGGUCAGCUGGGCGGAGCGCUGGGCCGCAUGGCAGGGCUCUCGCUCACGUCAGGGUCUCGCUCCCCAUGGCGGGAUCCUCUCCCCGGCAAACCCCAGCCUUGGCGCCCCUGCAAGAAACUUGUCCAGGGCCCUCUGCCAGGCGGGCAGCAGCCUUUGCAACAGAGGAGCAGCUCGACUCUGGGCUGUCCCAGCACAGGGGCAGGUUUGCAAAAGGCCUCCACAGCCAGCAGAUCCCACUGGGAACAAUGGGGAACCCUCCUCCCGCCUGAGAGCAAUGGAGAAUCCCCACUGAGAGCAUCAGCAGCUUUGGGGGCUGAGCCCCUUUGACAAACUUUCCCAGUUCGGUGCCAGGUGGGUGGGUGCCCUCGAGCCCGCCGGGUAGGAUCAGGGUGCAGCCUAGAUGUGUCGCUGUCUGUCCGGCAGGGCUGAACGCCCCCUCCCUCCAGGUCCCUUCCUCCUGCAGAGCCAGGAGCCCUUUGAGUACAGACAGAGCCAAACCUGUGGAUUUGGGGAGAGAUUUUCCAAGUGCCAAGGUGGCUAUGGGGGGGUGCCGUGCUCCUAAAUCCCCUGGGUGCUUGGGAAAUCCCUCCCCCCCCAUGCAGCAAGGCGUUUUAACCAUGUGCUGCAACCUCUUUCAAGUCUGUUUGUUUUAAGAAUUAAGCAAAGAACUCUCUGGGGUUGUGGCUGGGCUUGUUUGUGGCUCAAUAAAAGGCAGGUGGGCGCUCAGA
Molecule: messenger RNA, 1781 nt
Organism: Dermochelys coriacea (leatherback sea turtle)
Lineage: Eukaryota; Metazoa; Chordata; Testudines; Dermochelyidae
Gene: REX1BD
Product: required for excision 1-B domain containing
Exons: 5
Source: RefSeq, a predicted model, not a curated record